GCUGAGGGGGCGGCGGGGUGAGGAAGAAGAGGAGGAAGAAGGACACGAAGGAGACGAAGAAGAAGACGAAGAAGAAGAAGAAGAAGAAGAAAGCAUGGCGGCCGCGGCCUACGACAAGCUGAAGCUGCAUAUAACACCGGAGAAAUUUUAUGUGGAAGCUUGUGAUGAUGGAGCAAAUGAUGUACUGGCUAUUGAUCGAGUCUCCACAGAGGUCACCCUCACAGUAAAAAAGGAUGUUCCUCCUUCAGCUGUUACAAGACCAAUAUUUGGUGUCUUGGGCACAAUUCGACUGGUGGCAGGGAGCUACCUUAUUGUAAUAACCAAAAAGAAAAAAGUAGGUGAAUUCUUUAGUCAUGCAAUCUGGAAAGCAACGGAUUUUGAUAUCCUCUCCUAUAAGAAGACGAUGCUGCACUUAACUGAUAUUCAGUUGCAGGACAACAAAACCUUCCUAGCAAUGAUAAACCAUGUUUUGAAUGUGGAUGGAUUUUACUUUUCUACUACGUACGAUCUGACACAUACUCUGCAGCGGUUGUCAAACACCAGCCCAGAAUUUCAGGAGAUGAGUCUUUUGGAAAGGGCAGAUCAGCGAUUUGUAUGGAAUGGUCAUCUUCUUAGAGAAUUUGCUGCUCAGCCAGAGAUUCAUCGAUUUGCUAUGCCAGUGGUACAUGGAUUUAUUACUAUGCAUUCCUGCUCCAUUAAUGGAAAAUAUUUUGAUUGGAUUCUCCUCUCAAGAAGGAGCUGUUUCCGAGCUGGUGUCCGCUAUUUUGUAAGAGGUAUUGAUUCAGAGGGACAUGCAGCCAAUUUUGUAGAAACAGAACAGAUAGUGCACUACAAUGGGAGCAAAGCCUCAUUUGUCCAGACUCGAGGAUCAAUGCCAUUUUUCUGGUCCCAAAGACCAAACCUCAAGUACAAACCCAAGCCACAGAUCAACAAAGUAGUAAAUCAUAUGGAUGGUUUCCAGAGGCAUUUUGACUCCCAAAUAAUUAGUUAUGGAAAGCAAAUGAUUCUUAAUCUGGUUAACCAGAAGGGCUCAGAGAAACCACUUGAACAAACAUUUUCAAGAAUGGUAGCCACCUUGGGAAAUGGAAUGAUUAGAUACGUUGCAUUUGAUUUCCACAAGGAAUGCAGCAAGAUGAGAUGGGAUCGACUACAGAUUUUGUUGGAUCAGGUGGCCGAACAGCAAGAUGAAUUUAGUUAUUUUUUAGUGGAUUCAAAUGGUAAAGUGGUGACGCAGCAGGAAGGAAUCUUCCGGAGCAACUGCAUGGACUGCCUAGAUCGGACCAACGUGAUUCAGAGCUUAUUGGCCCGCCGCUCUCUCCAGGCACAGCUCCAGCGACUAGGAGUUCUUCAUGUGGGGCAAAGGAUUGAAGAACAAGCUGAAUUUGAGAAAAUUUACAAAAAUGCGUGGGCUGACAAUGCAAAUGCUUGUGCCAAACAGUAUGCUGGAACUGGUGCCUUAAAGACGGAUUAUACGAGAACGGGGAAGAGGACUCAGUGGGGUCUCGUAAUGGAUGGCUGGAACUCCCUAGUCCGCUAUUACAAGAACAACUUUUCCGACGGUUUUAGACAAGAUUCCAUAGAUUUAUUCCUCGGAAACUACUCAGUGGAUGAAGUAGAGUCUCUCAGCCCCCUACAUAUUCAGAAAGAUUGGAAGUUCCUGGCUUUGCCCAUUAUCAUGGUGGUUGCCUUCUCAAUGUGCAUUAUCUGUUUGCUUAUGGCCGGUGACACUUGGACAGAGACAUUAGCCUAUGUGCUCUUCUGGGGAACGGCGAGCAUCGGAACAUUUUUAAUCAUCCUUUACAAUGGCAAGGAUUUUGUCGAUGCCCCAAAGCUGGUCCAGAAAGAAAAGAUAGACUGAAUUUGUACGUGUGGAAAGUGGCUUGGCUUGGAAGACUCCCCGAGGCAAACCUGGAGUCUCUACUGACCCGCUUUCCACACCAGCUGGUCGUCUUUUUAGCUUUCUUCUCUAGAAAAAUCAAAUCCUCUUAACUUUAUUCAGCGGUUGUGUCUUGCAGUUGAGACCUGGUUUGGCAGCCUUAUUUAUACUGAUCUUUAAAAGCACUGCAUCAGCUGGGGAGCUUGCACUUCAAAUAAGAACAGUCCAGGCCCAAGCUCAAGUGUCUGUAUUGAUUACGGAAGGAGUUCCUGGUGAAAAAGCCUGCGGGGACCACACAUUCGGUCACUCAGUUUCAGCCCUGCUAGGUGGAAUCGAUUUGUUUUAAUGGGAAAGCUCUCUGACUUUAUUCUCUCUCAAUUUACCCAACUAAUGCAGUGUUUGUUAUGUCAACGGAACUGAACUUCCUGUCAUGAUUUGAAAUAGCAAAGCUAUUUUUCUGGCUGGGCUUCAUUAUUGUCAUCUCGGAAGCAUCACUGUUUAGCAAGCAUCUUUUGGCAAACUUUUUGUGGCCUUCUGUCCAGUUGAGAGUGCUGUUAAUGCCUCCAUCGAUGAGGAUGGAAAUCCUAAGUCUUCAUCUAUUGGGCCCGCUACCUUAUUUUAUGAAUUCAUUGGAGGGAGGAAAGGAGGAGACGUAUUGGUGGAUGUUUCUGAAGUUUCACUUGUGCUGCUUCCUCCUUGCGCUCUUUGGGCGACCCUUUUUUACAGCAGUUAGACCAGCGCUUUUUGUUGUUGUUGGUUUUUUUUAAAGGUUUAAAUGAAAUCAAAGAAUGUAGAAUCUGUUUCUUUUUGGCAUCCCUCUCUUUUGCUAAAGGUCCAGACAAAGGCCUACUGUAUUUUAAGACUGGUCACCAGGGAGAAAUUUGCAGUCGAUGUUGGGCUGAGUUGCAUCCUGCACCUUCUUCCUGGGGGAUCUCCUGGGAUCAUAAGCGUGGGAGGAACAAUUAUGAAAUUCCAUAUUUGCACUUGGGGGAAGUCACACGUUCCAAUUCCGUGCCUGGUGUGGUGGUUCACACUGUUUAGAAGAAAACUCUGCUGCACAAGUCAUUUCUGCUGGCCAUUCAUAAAUAUGUCUCUAAUUUAGUUGCUUCCAAGCUGGGAUAGUUCUCCUAAUCAAGGACCAACUUUCAGCCGUUCUGAUUUGCGUAAAAACCAAUGUCAAGUCUGUUUUAGAAGCUGUGCCUAGUUUUACUAGUUCUUGUAAGUACAGCUGUAUAUUCAGAGUGCAAAUUAUAGAGGUCAAAUAUUAGGAAAAAUGUUGGACAUUAGUACAGCCUAUCACCGUUAAAAAUAAAAUUCCUUGAAACGCUGCUACGAUAUUUCAUUGUUGUGCUGGAAAACACAUAUCGCUCUCCUUCCUCCUUACCCUCAGCAGAGAUGGUUCUUUGUAACCAUGGACGUUUGGGAGAGCCUUUUUGUUUCCACAUUGUCUUGGUAAGCACUAAAAAACAAGGAGGCACUGCCACUUGCUGUUUGCUGUUUCCCUUUUAGGAAAGGGAAUGCAAUAACAGUUGACAGAUCCCCGCUGCUUAAUGAAAAUGAAUCAUCAAAGCUCAUGAUGGGUAAGAAAUAGUAGAACUACAUAUUCUGGAUGUGUAAAUAAAUGUCAUUUGCUUGGAAAAUUGAUGGAGUUUUGAAACCUAGCUCAUUCCACUCUAGUUCAUAAUCUAAAUGCUUUUGUGCAUUUCUCAGUGAGAGCUUGUUUAAUUCAGUUGCAAGAACUGAAUUAAGUAGAUGCUAGAAUAGGUAUAUUUCAAAAAUCUCCAUAAUGGCUUUAUUUCUAAAUUCACGUACUGUAUGCCCAUAAAUGACAAUAAACUUCAAUCUCUUUUCUAACUA
Tachyglossus aculeatus (Australian echidna) is the source of this 3733-nucleotide messenger RNA. It is a transcript of the gene SACM1L, whose product is annotated as SAC1 like phosphatidylinositide phosphatase. Bases 95 to 1858 code for a protein of 587 amino acids. Gene Ontology annotation, molecular function: phosphatidylinositol-4-phosphate phosphatase activity. Lineage: Eukaryota; Metazoa; Chordata; Mammalia; Monotremata; Tachyglossidae. Gene Ontology annotation, biological process: phosphatidylinositol dephosphorylation. The transcript is spliced from 20 exons. The record is from RefSeq and is a predicted model, not a curated record. Gene Ontology annotation, cellular component: endoplasmic reticulum.